AUGGCGUCAAGUUACUCAUUCAAGUAUUUCAAUGUCCGAUUCCCUGAGCAUCACCCAUAUGUCGCUCAUGUGGAGAUCAACCGGGCGGAGAAGAUGAAUGCAUUUUUCGAAGCCAUGUGGCUCGAGCUACGCCAAGUCUUCAACCAACUUUCAGAGGACUCCAUGGUUCGCGCGAUUGUUCUCAGUGGCGCGGGAGAAAAGGCAUUCACAGCCGGGUUAGAUGUCAAGGCUGCAUCUCAGGGAGGGGCCCUGGCCGACGGGCAGUCUACCGUCGAUCCAGCGCGCAAGGCCGUCCAUCUGCGCCGCCACGUGCUCGAAUUCCAAGAUUGUAUCACUUCCGUGGAACGCUGCGAGAAACCUGUGAUCGUUGCCAUGCAUGGGUUCGCUCUCGGUCUCGCCAUCGAUCUCUCCACCGCCGCCGACGUGCGACUCUGCUCCAAGGACGUGCGAUUUGCCGUCAAGGAGGUUGAUAUUGGCUUGGCGGCCGACAUUGGUACGCUGAGCCGUCUGCCCAAAGUGGUCGGCAGCUCCAGCUGGGUGAAAGAGGUGGCUUUGAGCGCACGCAUCUUUGGAGCGGACGAGGCCCUCCGGGUGGGUUUCGUCAAUGCAGUCUAUGAGAACCGCACAGAGACGAUCUCGGCCGCCCUGAAGCUGGCAACACUCAUCGCGUCCAAGAGCCCCGUGGCUGUUCAGGGAACCAAAGAGAUCUUGAACUGGUCGCGCGAUCACAGUGUACAGGAUGGGCUGCGUUAUACCGGCGUAUGGAAUAGCGCAGCUCUUCAGACAGCCGACGUUUCAGCUGCUCUGUUGUCAGGCUUGCAGAAACGUACUCCGACGUUUGAGAAGCUCUAA
Molecule: messenger RNA, 852 nt
Organism: Penicillium diatomitis
Lineage: Eukaryota; Fungi; Ascomycota; Eurotiomycetes; Eurotiales; Aspergillaceae
Product: enoyl-CoA hydratase/isomerase family protein
Exons: 2
Coding region: 1-852 (283 amino acids)
Cellular component (GO): mitochondrion
Molecular function (GO): delta(3,5)-delta(2,4)-dienoyl-CoA isomerase activity
Source: RefSeq, a predicted model, not a curated record